GGGUGUGAACACCUUUUCUCCGGAGGGAAGGCUGUUCCAAGUGGAGUAUGCCAUCGAGGCCAUUAAGCUCGGCUCCACGGCCAUCGGGAUCCAGACCUCGGAGGGCGUCUGCCUGGCCGUGGAGAAGAGGAUCACGUCCCCGCUGAUGGAGCCCAGCAGCAUCGAGAAGAUCGUGGAGAUCGAUUCCCACAUUGGGUGUGCCAUGAGUGGCUUAAUAGCUGAUGCAAAGACUUUAAUUGAUAAAGCAAGAGUGGAGACUCAGAAUCACUGGUUCACCUACAACGAAACCAUGACAGUGGAGAGCGUGACACAGGCCGUGUCCAACCUGGCGCUGCAGUUUGGGGAGGAGGACGCAGACCCAGGGGCGAUGUCUCGUCCGUUUGGUGUCGCGCUGCUUUUUGGAGGAGUCGAUGAGAAGGGACCCCAGCUGUUUCACAUGGACCCCUCGGGGACGUUUGUUCAGUGCGAUGCCAGAGCCAUCGGCUCCGCCUCGGAAGGCGCACAGAGCUCUCUGCAGGAGGUUUACCACAAGUCAAUGACGCUGAAAGAAGCGAUCAAAUCUUCCCUCGUCAUCCUGAAACAAGUCAUGGAGGAGAAGCUGAACGCCACCAACAUCGAGCUCGCCACGGUGGAGCCGGGGAUGAAGUUCCACAUGUACACGAAAGAGGAGCUUGAGGAGGUCAUCAAGGAUAUUUGAGAAGCAGAGAGACCCCCCCCUCCAAGGCUCCUUCCCGCCCCAUCGGGGUUCCUCCCGGCGCCCGUGAUUUUAUUUUCCAGCAGCAUCCGUAAUUGCUCUUGAGGUUUUUUUUACAGUUUCUGUACAUAACUGAUCUCUACAACAAGAGGCGAUGAGAAUAAAUCAUUUUAUUACUCUA
Mesitornis unicolor (brown roatelo) is the source of this 875-nucleotide messenger RNA. RefSeq names its product proteasome (prosome, macropain) subunit, alpha type, 5 (gene PSMA5). The transcript is spliced from 8 exons. The record is from RefSeq and is a predicted model, not a curated record. Gene Ontology annotation, cellular component: proteasome core complex; nucleus; proteasome core complex, alpha-subunit complex. NCBI's taxonomy places the organism in Eukaryota, Metazoa, Chordata, Aves, Mesitornithiformes, Mesitornithidae. The annotation marks the transcript as partial. Gene Ontology annotation, biological process: proteasome-mediated ubiquitin-dependent protein catabolic process.